AUGAAGGUCUUCCGAAGGGACCUCCGGACCUCGCCUAAGACGCGGUGGCUUUGCGGUCCAGCCCUGUGUUGGCGGCCGCACUUUCACUCGAAGGGCGAGCAGCUCAGUGAGGUUUCGAAAAUUGGAUGCACGCGGAAAACGUUGCGAAUGUACAGACGUUCCAAGUCCUUCUUGGAUUCUCAGGAUGGCAAAAAGAUUAAAGACAUCUCAAUUAUUACUGGUUUGAGUUGGCAUUCAGAAUUGCAGAGGACUGCCUCCUGGAAACCGACUCGGGCUGAGCAAAGCCUCGCAACAUCCGCCCCACAGAUUUGUACUGUAUAG
Cladocopium goreaui is the source of this 321-nucleotide messenger RNA. NCBI's taxonomy places the organism in Eukaryota, Dinophyceae, Suessiales, Symbiodiniaceae. The record is from the annotation of a GenBank genome assembly.